Molecule: messenger RNA, 1396 nt
Organism: Aphanomyces astaci
Lineage: Eukaryota; Oomycota; Saprolegniomycetes; Saprolegniales; Verrucalvaceae
Exons: 1
Coding region: 57-1271 (404 amino acids)
Source: RefSeq, a predicted model, not a curated record
CUGAUUUGCAUCCGAAGCAGAAGUAGAGGGAACAUCCCGUCCAUUACCGACACUCGAUGACAGUCGUCGGCGGUGGUGUCUUAGCGGACGGCGCGACGACAUACUGCUGGGCAUCCAAUGCGUCCACGACAGCCGCGCAGGUGGAUGUGGCGUCCUUCGGGGUCCUGGGCACAGGGAACGGCUACACGUGUCCUGUGUGGGUGUCCCUGAACGUGAAUCGAACGUACGCUACCGGCGCCAAACCAACGAUCUCAUGGGCACUACUGAUGCUGGACCCGUCGGCGUCUUCAUCUUGGGCUGCGUUUGCUCUCAAUCCCAUCACACAGAACGUCACGACGUCCCAACUGUUCUACUGCCAGGCCGACGCGGAGGAGAAUUGCCGGCCCUUCCGCGGCGCCGCCAAGCCCCUGUCGUCGCCCAUCUUUGCCCAGUCGUUCCAGCAAAAGUCGGCUUCGUUUUCCAGCGUCGUGGAGUUGCCAUCGACGCCUGGGACGUACAUCGUCUUUGCCACCACGACCCUGCCAACCGCCGUGAUCACGUCCAACCGGCUAGACAUCGCGCUCUUUACAACCAUCACCAUCACAGGCCAAGUUCAAGCAGAAUCGUCCGCCGCCUCCCACACUGCGAUGUAUGUCGGCGUCGGUGUCGGCGCGGCUCUUCUCGUGCUGGGGAUUGUCCUGUGGUGCUGCAUCACACGAAGGCGGAUGCGCCGACUCGAAAUGGAACUACAUCGUGCGACGUUUGCCACUAGCUCGUUGCCAAGGUCCGUGAGCAGCUACCGCCCCAAUCAUCAUGUUCGGCACGACUCGCAUCUGCAUUCGCUACCCAAGCUCAGCUUUAGCUCGCACCAGCAUGGAGGAGUGGCGCGUCUGUCAUGUGAAGACGGAGUCGACUACGCACUUAACCGCCACCCCUACCACCACCAGUCGCCAGCCAUAUUUGAAUUGUCCCCUCGUCAGUACCACCAUCAUGCAGACGUCGACUUCGUCCUGCACCCGCGACUGUCGGCGUCGGAAUACUAUUACCCCCAAGAACUGCCGCGAGACGAUGUAUCCCAUCAUCAUGUUCAUUCGAAUAGUCGCCAGUACAGCGUGCCUCGAAACUCGGACCAUUACACGGACGUGGCGUUCUUCCCGCAAGAAGAGGAUACUGUCGGCGACAUGUACCAGUACUGGAGGCAGCAGCACCCCCAACCCACGACCCCGUCCGACUCGUCCACAGACUACUCGACGCAACCGCAGUACCCACUCCGCUAUCAUGGCGAAUGCUAAUACAAAACGACAUAUGUGAGUGGCGAAAUGGUUUGAGGCUUUGGUGAAUAUGAGAUUCGGCGGCGGCUAUUGCCCCGUCAGUCACUAGUGCUGUAGUUGAAACGAAAUCAAGAUGUAUAUAUAAG